ACUGAGAAAGAAGAAUUCUUAACAAAAGAAGAAGAAAAGGACGAAUCAUUUUGGUGGAGAAAACAAGAAAUUGAGAAGUAGAAUUAGUAGAUUGCAGUUACUUGUUAAUAAUGGUUAUGAAGAAGAGAAACUAACCAACCAUUCAGAUUUCAGAGUCACUGCUAGUUUACUACUACCCACUACCGAGUACCAACUAACAAUUUUUGUCACAGUAUGUAUUUUGAUAGCCCACACCAAAGGUAAAGUCAUUAUCUAUCGCACCUACCAUCCACCAAAGCUAAUUGAAUGACCACGCUGCUCGCUGUCUCAUUAAAUUGCUUUCUUUCUUCUGUCUCGUCAGUUGCCACACGCCAACUCUCUUCGAUCUUUCUUUAUUGCCCAGCGUCCUAAUUUCGGUUACCCUUUACAGCUCUCUUUUCUUUCCUUUGAUAUCUAGUAGAUCCAGAGUCAAAGAUCUCUGCUUUUUAUAAAAGCAGACCCAGUUUUCCUACAAAUAGGAAUAAGAAAGCAAAUGGGUGGUGAAGAGAAAGUUUUCACCUUGGCUGAAGUGUCCGAGCAUAACACUCCAAAGGACUGUUGGCUGAUUAUCGACGGCAAGGUUUACGAUGUGACAAAGUUUUUGGAUGACCAUCCUGGCGGUGAUGAGGUUUUGUUGUCGGCCACAGGGAAGGAUGCAACUGAUGAUUUUGAGGAUGUGGGUCAUAGCACGAGCGCCAAAGAAAUGAUGGAUCAAUACUAUGUUGGAAAGAUUGAUCCCUCAACAAUCCCCCAGAAGACUACAUAUAAACCUCCAAAGCAACCUCAUUACAAUCAGGAUAAGACUUCUGAAUUCAUUAUCAAGCUCCUGCAAUUUCUAGUUCCCCUUGCUAUAUUGGGUUUGGCUUUCGGCGUCCGCAUCUACACAAAAUCAGCUUAAAGAUCCUGAUCACCUUACUAUGGAAAACAAAACAUUUCAAAAUCUAUUUCUUUUAUUAGAGCAUUUUCUGUCCUUGUUUAAACCUAGCAUUUAAGCUUGUUUCAUUGUUGUCUCUUUAUAUCACUGCAUGAUCCAUGAUAGUGUAGGCAAAACUAUGGUGUUGCUGAUGGCUACCCCAGUUAUCUAUUUCCAGCUCUUGGUUAUUUGAAAUGGAAAAUACACUAAACUGAACCAAAUUUAGUAGUACAA
Jatropha curcas is the source of this 1165-nucleotide messenger RNA. Its product is annotated as cytochrome b5. Gene Ontology annotation, molecular function: heme binding. Gene Ontology annotation, cellular component: endoplasmic reticulum; membrane. The record is from RefSeq and is a predicted model, not a curated record. Lineage: Eukaryota; Viridiplantae; Streptophyta; Magnoliopsida; Malpighiales; Euphorbiaceae.